Molecule: messenger RNA, 669 nt
Organism: Striga asiatica
Lineage: Eukaryota; Viridiplantae; Streptophyta; Magnoliopsida; Lamiales; Orobanchaceae
Source: the annotation of a GenBank genome assembly
GUUUUUGCAGUUUUCCCUGCAACUAACUGAACUUAUUUGCCAUUAAAAAAAAAAAAACAUGGUACAAACAAAAAAGUUCAGGGGUGUCAGGCAACGCCAGUGGGGCUCCUGGGUGUCAGAAAUCCGCCACCCUUUGCUGAAAAAAAGAAUUUGGCUGGGCACAUUCGAGACGGCCGAAGCCGCGGCAAGGGCGUACGACCAAGCGGCCGUCCUAAUGAGCGGCCAAAACGCGAAGACGAAUUUCGCGGUCCCAAUUAUCGGGCCCCACGAGAGCAACGAGCUCCCGAGCUCGAAAACGGGCCCACACGCGCUUUCCGAGGUGCUCGGGGCAAAGCUCAAGAAGAGCUGCAAGAACCCGGCGCCGUCAAUCACGUGCCUGAGGCUCGACAACGACAACUCCAACAACAUAGGCGUGUGGCAGAAACGGGCCGGGCGGCAGUCGGGCUCUCAUUGGGUCAUGAAAGUCGAUCUCAAGAUCAAGGAUAGAAAGGGCCCGACUGACGAAAGCCCGUCUCGUCAGUCGUCGGCCCAAGCCCACGAUCGCGAUGCAAUGAUGGAUGAGGAGAAUAGGGUGGCUUUGCAGAUGGUGGAGGAGUUGCUUUAUAGUUGCUGAUUGAGGUAAUAUUGGAGUGUCAUGUGUGUUAUUUAAAAUAAUAAUAAUAAUAAUAA